This is a messenger RNA of Quercus robur (English oak), 945 nucleotides long. RefSeq lists its product as uncharacterized. Gene Ontology annotation, molecular function: fatty acyl-CoA hydrolase activity. The transcript has 3 exons. NCBI's taxonomy places the organism in Eukaryota, Viridiplantae, Streptophyta, Magnoliopsida, Fagales, Fagaceae. The coding region runs from base 43 to 600 and encodes 185 amino acids. The record is from RefSeq and is a predicted model, not a curated record.
AAAAAAAAUACGACCUUUUUUAGGAAAAGAAAGAGAGAAAAAAUGGAAAAACCCACAGCGACUCCUCGGCCAAAGGCCGAAGCAACGUCGUCGGAUUCGUCAAAAACAGUAGCCAACAACGUUUCUGCUGAAGAUGUUUCUACGAUCACUGGUUUCUUUCAAAACGUGGGAGUCUCAGACACCAAUUCUCUCCCAGAUUAUUGCAAUAACAAGUACUUCUAUUCCAAUAUCAUUCGCCACGCACUCAAGCCCGACCAAGUCUUACGUGGCCGACUCACCUGUAUCCUAACCGUCACACCCGCUCUCGGUAAUUUCUAUGGUUCGUUACAUGGAGGGUCUCUUGCAGCUAUUUGUGAGGUGGUGUCAAUUGCUUGUGCUAGAACUGUGGUUGCUGAGGAUAAGGAUAUUUUUCUUGGAGAUAUGAGCAUUUCAUAUCUCUCUGCUGCUCCAAUUAAUGCAGAUGUGAUAAUUGAUUGCUCUGUAGUGAGGGGUGGAAGAAAUUUGACUGUAGUUGCAACGGAGUUCAAGGUCAAGAAAACUGGGCAGUUAGCCUAUACUGCUCGCGCUAUAUUCUACAACAUGCCCAUUGCCAAGAUAUGAAGUUGUGGUUCAACAAAUUUGAAUUUGGGUAUCUCAUUUUGAAUCUCUACCUUCUGAUGAGUUUCGUAAAAAACCCAAUAAAAUUUUACAUUAGUUCAGAAUAUUGAAAAUUUGGUACUUAUGCAAUGUGGUUAAAUACGCUCAUUGAUGAAAUAGCAUUGACAGCUUCAUAGGGGAUAUUGGUAGUUAACCAAUCUGCUGAGAUAUGGAGGAAAUGACUGUGUGGCUACUUUAAUUCAUAUUUAAGGAGACUAAGAAAUUGCUGUACUCUACCAAAUCUUGGGGGGAAUUUAUGAGUUUUUAUUAGAAGAGGAGGAAUAAAGAGAUUAUGAAGUUAUCUUGAUA